This is a messenger RNA of Galeopterus variegatus (Sunda flying lemur), 1437 nucleotides long. Its product is annotated as lon protease homolog, mitochondrial-like. The record is from RefSeq and is a predicted model, not a curated record. The coding region runs from base 94 to 1437 and encodes 447 amino acids. Gene Ontology annotation, cellular component: mitochondrial matrix. Gene Ontology annotation, biological process: chaperone-mediated protein complex assembly; mitochondrion organization; protein catabolic process. The transcript has 10 exons. NCBI's taxonomy places the organism in Eukaryota, Metazoa, Chordata, Mammalia, Dermoptera, Cynocephalidae. Gene Ontology annotation, molecular function: ATP binding; serine-type endopeptidase activity; ATP hydrolysis activity.
GGCGAGGACGCCUCCGAGGGUGGCGCGGAGGAAGGGGGCACCGGGGGCAGCGCGGGCAGCGGGGAAGGUCCGGUGAUAACGGCUCUCACGCCCAUGACGAUCCCGGACGUGUUCCCGCACCUGCCGCUCAUCGCCAUUACCCGCAACCCGGUGUUCCCGCGUUUUAUCAAGAUUAUUGAGGUUAAAAAUAAGAAGUUGGUUGAGCUGCUAAGAAGGAAAGUCCGUCUUGCCCAGCCUUAUGUCGGCGUCUUUCUAAAGAGGGAUGACAACAACGAGUCCGAUGUGGUCGAGAGCCUGGAUGAGAUCUACCACACGGGGACGUUUGCCCAAAUCCACGAGAUGCAGGACCUAGGGGACAAGUUGCGCAUGAUCAUCAUGGGACACAGAAGGGUUCACAUCAACAGACAGCUAGAGGUGGAGCCAGAGGAGCCAGAAACUGAGAAUAAAGAGAAGGCACGGAGGAAGCCGAAGCGGGGCAAGAAGGAGGCGGAGGACGAACUGCGUGCCAGACGCCAGAUGGAGAUGGUGAUGGAGCCCGCCGCAGCCCCCACCCAGGUGCUCAUGGUGGAAGUGGAGAACGUUGUCCACGAAGACUUCCAGGUCACAGAGGAGGUGAAAGCCCUGACCGCCGAGAUCGUGAAAACCAUCCGGGACAUCAUCGCCCUGAACCCUCUCUACAGAGAGUCGGUGCUGCAGAUGAUGCAGGCUGGCCAGAGGGUGGUGGAUAACCCCAUCUACCUGAGUGACAUGGGCGCCGCCCUGACCGGAGCCGAGUCCCACGAGCUGCAGGACGUCCUGGAGGAGACCAGUAUCCCCAAGCGACUGUAUAAGUCCUUGUCCCUCCUGAAGAAGGAGUUUGAGCUGAGCAAGCUGCAGCAGCGCCUGGGGCGGGAGGUGGAGGAGAAAAUCAAACAGACCCACCGCAAGUACCUCCUGCAAGAGCAGCUGAAGAUCAUCAAGAAGGAGCUGGGCCUGGAGAAGGAGGAUAAGGACGCCAUCGAGGAGAAGUUCCGGGAGCGGCUGAAGGAGCUGGUGGUCCCCAAGCACGUCAUGGAGGUCGUUGACGAGGAGCUGAGCAAGCUGGGCCUGCUGGACAACCACUCCUCAGAGUUCAACGUCACCCGCAAUUACCUGGACUGGCUCACAUCCAUCCCCUGGGGCAAGUACAGUGAUGAGAACCUGGACCUGGCCCGGGCCCGGGCGGUGCUGGAGGAGGACCACUAUGGUAUGGAGGACGUCAAGAAGCGCAUCCUGGAGUUCAUCGCUGUGAGCCAGCUCCGCGGCUCCACCCAGGGCAAGAUCCUCUGCUUCUAUGGGCCCCCUGGCGUGGGCAAAACCAGCAUCGCCCGCUCCAUCGCCCGUGCCCUGAACCGCGAGUACUUCCGCUUCAGCGUCGGAGGCAUGACUGACGUGGCCGAGAUCAAAGGGCACAGGUAG